AUGCACCCGCACCCGCGGCGACUCGCCCCGCUGUCGGCGGCACUGUCGCUGCUGGUCGUCUCGGCCGCGUCGCUCAAGUGCGACGGCGGCGACGUCAGCUUCGAACUGCUCACCGGGUACGCGGCCAGUCCGGCGGCCAAGCACGCGAUGCGCGAACAGUUGGCCCUGUUCACGUUGCCGCAGUGCAUAGACGCCUGCAGGUCGGACGACCAAUGCGCCGCCGUCACGUACGAGACCGGCGCCUGCGUGUCGUACGCCGCGGUGCCGCAGAAGAACGCCAACUCGGAUUUUCCAUUGAAACGAUCGCAUUACUCAACACACACCGCAACAGUCGCUCGGAAAAUAUGUGUCCGGACACCGAAGUCGUGUAAUCAACGGUCGUGGAGUUUCGAUACAAUUCACGGGGAACUGAAAGUUACUUCCAGACAACAUUUCAAAGCUAUUUCACGGUCUGGUUGUAUGGACAAGUGUUUAAAUGAGAAGAGCUUCCAAUGCAGGUCCGUCAACUUCAACAAGGAGACCGGCGACUGUUACUUGAACGACGUGGACCAGUUCACGGUGUCCGGACGCCCGCCGAUCAGCAACCGGUCGGCCGACGUCGUGGACUACAUGGAGUCCAAUUGCGUGGUCGAGCAACCGAAGAUGUGCGACUUCGCUGAGGUCGGCGGGAAGCUGCUGAGGACGGUGGACGCCAUCUACGAGAACGUCGCCACCGCGGACCGGUGCAAGGAGAUCUGCCUGUCGUCCAAAGAGUUCCAGUGCCGUUCGUUCGACUACAACGAAACGGGCGUGAACGUGUGCCGCGUCUCGCACCACAGCACGUCCAGCCUGUCGCAGCAGCAGCUGGACCACCGCCCUUACCUGACGGUGGCCGGUGCCACCACUUACCAGAUGUCGUCGUGCUUCAGCGUGAAGAUCGACUGCCGCGGCGCGGAUAUGGUCGCGUCUGUGCAUACCAACCGGCUGUUCGACGGCAAGGUGUACGCCAAGAACCGGCCCAAUUCUUGCGUCAAUGACGUGAAGAGCACGCUGGACUUCGACUUGCGGUUGGACUACCACAGCCCGAAUUGCGACGUCCGGCAGGACCAACCCGGCAAGUUUUUCACCGAAAUCAUUAUACAGCACCACGAUCAGAUCGUCACGGGCCAGGACAUUGGGUUGUCGGUGCGGUGUUCGUAUGACCUGCAAAACCGGAGCGUGGGCCAGGGAAUUGAGCUGGCAAUGGCACCGGCCGUGGAAUCCGAUGACGACGUGGAGUCGGACGCGGCCGACAAAAACGGCGGCGGCGGCGGAGUCAGUGGCAACGGCGUAGAAGAAACGGCGUUUGUGAUCUCACCCACAGUGAUGAUGAGGAUCACGAACCGGGCGGGUGGCGACAUACACGCUGCGCAGGUGGGUGACCCGCUCAGCCUCCGAUUCCAUAUACUCGACGACCGUUCGCCGUAUGAGAUAUUCGUCCGGGAGCUGAUCGCCCUGGACGGCGUGGACACCAGCGAGAUACUGCUCAUCGAUGCCGACGGUUGUCCCACGGAUCCGGCAAUCAUGGGACCGAUAUCGGCCGUAGACACGGGUGGCGGCGGCACCGUCAAGAUACUGGAGGCGCCGUUCGACGCCUUCAAGUUCCCCACGUCCGACAUCGUUCAGUUCAAGGCACUGGUCACGCCAUGCUUGCCAAAGUGCGAGCCCAUCAACUGCAACGUGGUGGGUCACAACGGCGCGGUGCGUCGGGCCGACUCCUUUGGAAGGCGGCGCCGCAGACGUAGCGCCGGCGGCGGCAACCAGACCGAAGAAGUGGUCUUCCAGGAGAUCCGCAUCGAGGACAAGUUCAAAUUCGAAGCGCAACGGGGCGAUCCCGGUCACGAGAUCAACUUCUCCGGCAGCAGCGGCACCGUCACCUCCACCAACGCCGCGAGCGACCAUCAGAACACGUACUGGAACACGUACGCGUUCGCCCUGGUGCUGGUCGCGUUCGUCGUGCUCCAGCUGUUCGUCAUAUUCGUGUGUUGGCUGUGCGUGACGUACAGGUCGCGGGGCAACCGCGAGGACGCCUCCAUUUACGAGUCGGCCGUCAGCGAGUACGCUUCCACCGUCCGGACACCGAUAUCCUGGGACAACAGUUAUUAUAAAUGAUUCUCGGCCGUCGGACCUAACCGAAUUGCCGACUAUACGGUAUAUCAUACAGUCGCACUGUAUCGUAUAUGUAUACUAUUAUGUAUUAUAAAUAGGUAAGGCGUAUGCCACCGGUGACUGUGUGUCUCGGACAGUCGAAACCACCGGAAACUCGUCCACACAUAGGUUACGCAUUAUUAUUAUGUCACUUAUCGGUGUAAAAUAUUAAAUUAAAUCGCACCAGCAGAUCCUUAACGCCGUGUUGGGCGGCGGUAGAGCCGGCGGUGAUCGGACACUGCACCACGGGCAGUGACGGGGUCAACACCGCACGGCAACGGCACAAUAAUUCGUCCUCUAUAUUGUAUACAUUAUAUAUUAUGCAUUAGGUAUAUCACAAAUUGUUAUUUAUUAUAUUUGGGAAUUUUCUCGGUGGUUGAUAUCUGAUACGGAUAUAUAUACCCGCACGCUUUAUUACGAAUAUAUAUUAUCACAAUAUCAAUAAUGAUUCAUAAAGAUUAAGGUUUUUUUUAUCAUUUGAUGGACGUGAUUAUUGUGUUUAUUCUCUCACCAUUUGACUGUCCCCCCUUGUAGAGUAUACGCGAGAAAAAAAUUUCAUGACUCCCUCUCAACACUGCGAUAUCAAAUUUUUUUCAUAUUUUUCUAAUUUAAUAUUCAAAAAUAAACAUAAUAUGAGUAAGAAGGCGUUUUGCACGUCUCGUACGAACGUAGGAAAUGUUGUAUUUGGUUUUGAAUUAGUAUUUAAAUAUUAUUCAAUUUUAUUAAAAGGCAUAAUCUUAAGUAAAGUUAAAUAGAUUUUCGAGUUACUUCUUACUAUCUGAGUUAUUAUUAUUUAUUUGUAAAUAAUAAACUACAGUGGUCGUGUGUACAGGGAUGAGUACUUUAUCCGUGUAAGUGUUAUUUAUCCCAUUUCUUAAUAAUGCAAAAUUGUUAUUACUAUCGUAAUAAUAUUAUUAGGUAGUUCUCUUAAUAAUUUCAUUAAAAACUUAUAAACUUCCGAGUUCUGAAUUAUUUAUUUUUACUUGUUUUGUAACACCAUUGCAGAUAUUAGCUACCUACAGAUAUUAUAUAAUAGGUUUCUAUUUUGGACUAAAUUGAAAUUUUUUCGUAAGUUUGAGUACGAGUAGCAUAGACUUCUAUGUCCUUAAUAUUGCCCGAGAUAAUUUUUGUAAUAUGUAUUAGGCAUUUGCAUGAUAAUGCCUGGCAUACUGUACUAAAUGCACCUAAUAUAUUAAUUAAAAAAUAUUUGAUAAAUAUUGUUGAAAUAUUCGCAAACGAUAAAGCUGAGUUUUAGUUUCGUUUUUUACUUUUAUAAGACUAUAAUAUACUUAUUUACUAGGUAUUAAACUAGAUAAUUAUGUAUAACUUAAAUGUUAUAAAAAUUUAUAUAUCUUAUGAAAUAAAUUCACAAACAAUAGUUUAAUCUAAUCUCCAAAAUAUCAGGUUUAGGCUUACUAUAUUUAUUAUAAUAACGUAAAUAAUACUUAGUUAAUUUAUUGAUUUUUACCUAAUAUAAAAUAUACCUAAACGUAUUCAAUCUACAUCAUAUCUAUAGUUCACUCAUAAAUUAUCAUAAGACAUAAAUGGAUAUCACUUGAGAUAAAAACGUUAAAUAAUGGAUAUUUAAAUACGCAAAUACGUAUGAAACUAGUCAAUAAAUUAUUCAUAAAAAAUAGUUGAUUAAAUCAUCAUUUAUAUAAACUGUACUAUGACAAUCAGUGCCGUACCCAGGAUUUGUUUUCGGGGUGGGCUUAAACAUUCAUGCUUGACUCUAAAGAAAAAUAGGAAAUAAUUAAAAAACAUAUACUAGGGCGAGUAGUUUAUGAGUUAUACGUAUUUAAAGUUUAGAUAAGCGUGAAGCGGAGUAGUGGACAAACAUUUUGCGGGGUAACCCCGUUCCACUCCACUCCGAGCAUCCAAACUUUAAAUACUUAUAACUCAUAAACUACUCGCCGCAAAUGUAUCAAAUUACUUAGAACAUUUUUCUGCUUUUGAUUAAUUAAAACUCUAUAUUGCCGUUCAAAAAAGAAAAACUUAAAAAAAUAUCUAAAAAUAUAAUUUUUUAGAAAAACGUUGUUUUUUAACUAGAAACUAUGUAAAAAUCAAAAUUUGAAUAUACACAUAAUUUAAGCAUGCUUAAUAAAUCAUCUUGUAUAUACAUAUAUUAUUUAAAAUAAAAGAUUUCGGGGUGGGCUUAAGCUCAAAAGCCCCUCCCCCUGGAUACGGCACUGAUGACAAUCUAUAAUAUUAUUUAUAUGUUUUAUAAAAUCCUUUAAAACAAUCUAGUAGGGUUUUAAUUAUUUAUUUUAUUGUACUUACCUAUUAAUAAUUAUUGAUUUUGUAUUAUACGUAAUUAUUUUUUUUAAACAUUUAAAUAAGAUUCAAGUAAUAAAUGCUAACACUUAAUAUAUAGUUUUAUGAAACUUAAUAUUAUAGAACUCAGUUUUAACGUAGAAAUGCUUUUAUUGUUGUCGAAAUGAACUAUUACUAAAUCUAAUUUAUAAUUAGUCCUAGUUAUAGGUAUGUAUGUAUAAUUUAUUUAUUUAUUCAUUUAUUUAUGUACUAAGAACAAUUAUCGAUGUCUAUAAAAUUGUAAAGUAUUUAUUUAAAUGGGUAGUAUCUAUAUUAUUAAAUUAUAAUGAACUUUGUAUGGUUCGUGGUACCUAAAUUGGUUAAAUAUUUAAGGGUGAUAACUAAUAAUAAUUGAAUA
Rhopalosiphum maidis (corn leaf aphid) is the source of this 4837-nucleotide messenger RNA. RefSeq lists its product as uncharacterized. Bases 1 to 2130 code for a protein of 709 amino acids. Lineage: Eukaryota; Metazoa; Arthropoda; Insecta; Hemiptera; Aphididae. The transcript is spliced from 5 exons. The record is from RefSeq and is a predicted model, not a curated record.